This is a messenger RNA of Bemisia tabaci, 1161 nucleotides long. The record is from RefSeq and is a predicted model, not a curated record. NCBI's taxonomy places the organism in Eukaryota, Metazoa, Arthropoda, Insecta, Hemiptera, Aleyrodidae.
AACCUAAGUUUUCAAUGUGGAAGUCAUAGUCCCGUGUCAAGUGGACGAAAAUUAAUUAGCAGUUUUACGUCUUUACAUUCACCGACCGCGGUCUAUUUUUUGACUCUAGUCUUAUCUCAUGUCCGAAUAUUUGCUGAAUAGGUUUUUACACAGUGUUCCAUGUUCAUACGAAUUGUAAUUUCAUCAUUCGGGAUCGCAACUUUUUCACGUCAAGUCGCAGGGUGACGUGUUUUUAAAUCCAUGAAGGGACCUCGACGCAAAACUUACCCAGCGUAAAUUCAUACCGUCUCGCUCAACUUUCAUUCUUCGUAUUUCGAACUUUUCAUUGUUCUUCUCUGUAUUUCUCUGACUGUCUUUGUAAUGCAAUGUCUCUCUGGGACCAUCCGCUGUCACAUAUAUGGAAUUUUGAUUCUCAUCCCCUCUUUCCUGAUACUUGUUUUGUCUCUUAUGCAAUAUGAUGAUGAAGUUGUGCACAGUUUUGCCUGGAAUGAUGUCUUCUUUGAAAUUGUCAAACCAGAAGCUCUCAGUUACACAUACAGAAUGAGGCCUGCCAAAGACUUUGGAGUACCUUUUAAUCAAACCUUUUCUUGGACUGAAAUCCCACUUGUGCCUGUCCACCCACCGUACUGCUGCAAUUGGCCUGAUAAUGCUGAAGAACUGAAGGACAGUGUUGCACUUGUGGAAAGAGGAGAAUGCUCAUUUCUAAGUAAAGCUGUGAGAGCUGAAGAGCUCGGAGCCAAAGCAAUAAUUAUUAGUGAUAAUGACGCUGAAAGUGAUGAUUACUACAUUGAAAUGGUCGAUGACAACACUCUACGUGAAGUUCACAUUCCUGCCGCAUUUCUCUUGGGAAAAAAUGGAUAUAUGAUUAGGAGAACACUUCAAAAGCUUGACCUACCCCACGCAAUAAUCAACAUUCCAGUGAAUCUUACAUUUGUUCCAAUGCAUAAAAUCAACCAACCUCCAUGGCUCAGUUGGUGAUAUUCACCAUAAAUGCAGUGUUUAUUUGCUCAGUUUGCAGACUAUGUUUAUUCCAAACGUGAUGUAUUUUCUAUAUUUUUUUGUCAUGUUUUUGCAUUUUAAUUGUAUUCUUACGAUGAUCACUUAGAUUUUAGAAACUUGACGAUACAUACAUCCUUACAUUAAUUCCUUUUAUGAUUGUCC